This is a messenger RNA of Pipistrellus kuhlii (Kuhl's pipistrelle), 1908 nucleotides long. It is a transcript of the gene BECN1, whose product is annotated as beclin 1. The transcript is spliced from 10 exons. NCBI's taxonomy places the organism in Eukaryota, Metazoa, Chordata, Mammalia, Chiroptera, Vespertilionidae. Bases 167 to 1309 code for a protein of 380 amino acids. Gene Ontology annotation, biological process: late endosome to vacuole transport; autophagosome assembly; cellular response to nitrogen starvation. Gene Ontology annotation, cellular component: phagophore assembly site; phosphatidylinositol 3-kinase complex, class III, type I; phosphatidylinositol 3-kinase complex, class III, type II. The record is from RefSeq and is a predicted model, not a curated record.
CGUCGUUGCGUCACAUCCGGUCCUGGCGGAAGUCCUCCCCGGCUCACCGGGAAGUAGCUGAAGACUGGAUGAUGGCAGUUCUGGAGGCCUCCCUCCAGGGCAGCCCGGAGGCCGUGGUGCCCCCGCGGUAGACCGGAGCAGGGUGGCGGGCUCCGGACUCCGAGGGAUGGAGGGAUCUAAGACGUCCAGCAGCACCAUGCAGGUGAGCUUCGUGUGCCAGCGCUGCAGCCAGCCCCUAAAACUGGACACGAGCUUCAAGAUCCUGGACCGUGUCACCAUCCAGGAGCUCACAGCUCCAUUACUUGCCACAGCCCAGGUGAAAUCAGGAGAGACCCAGGAGGAAGAGGGUAACUCAGGAGAGGAGCCAUUUAUUGAAACUCGUCAGGAUGGUGUCUCUCGCAGAUUCAUCCCCCCAGCCAGGAUGAUGUCUACAGAAAGUGCCAACAGCUUCACUCUGAUUGGGGAGGCAUCUGAUGGCGGAACCAUGGAGAACCUUAGCCGAAGACUGAAGGUCACUGGGGACCUUUUUGACAUCAUGUCAGGCCAAACAGAUGUGGAUCACCCACUGUGUGAGGAAUGCACAGAUACUCUUUUAGACCAGCUGGACACUCAGCUCAACGUCACUGAAAAUGAGUGUCAGAACUACAAGCGCUGUUUAGAGAUCUUAGAGCAAAUGAAUGAGGAUGACAGUGAACAGCUACAGGUGGAGCUAAAGGAGCUGGCAUUAGAGGAGGAGAGGCUGAUUCAGGAGCUGGAAGAUGUGGAAAAGAACCGUAAAUUAGUGGCAGAAAAUCUCGAAAAGGUCCAGGCUGAAGCUGAGAGACUGGAUCAGGAGGAGGCUCAGUAUCAGAGGGAAUACAGUGAGUUUAAACGACAACAGCUGGAACUGGAUGAUGAGCUGAAGAGCGUAGAAAACCAGAUGCGUUAUGCCCAGGUGCAGCUGGACAAGCUGAAGAAAACCAACGUCUUUAAUGCAACCUUCCACAUCUGGCAUAGUGGACAGUUUGGCACAAUUAAUAACUUCAGGCUGGGUCGCCUGCCCAGUGUUCCUGUGGAAUGGAAUGAGAUUAAUGCUGCUUGGGGCCAGACAGUGUUGCUGCUCCAUGCCCUGGCCAAUAAGAUGGGUCUGAAAUUCCAGAGGAUGGAUGUGGAAAAAGGCAAGAUUGAAGACACAGGCGGCAGCGGCGGCUCCUAUUCCAUCAAAACCCAGUUUAACUCUGAGGAACAGUGGACAAAAGCUCUCAAGUUCAUGCUGACGAAUCUUAAGUGGGGUCUUGCUUGGGUGUCCUCACAGUUUUAUAAUAAAUGACUUUCUGUUUUCCUUAGCGGGAUGUUUGCCUUAAAGGCUUUAAAUUUUGUUUUGUUUGAAAAGUUUUAAGUUAAGUUUGGGUACUAUUAAACACACGUUUACAAUAUACCAAAAAAAGAAAAAAAUCUACAAAAGCCACUUUAUUGUAAAAUAUCACAUGGCAAAUAGUUCCCAGAGCUACCAGCCUUGUUAUAGUUUUAAUUCUUCACCCCAAGCCUUCCUUUCCCUCUCCCCUUAAAAUAAUUUAAAUUUGCUUCUGUUUUUGUUUGUAACUGAGUUGAAUUGAGAUUGAUAUGUUUUCACUGUAAUUUAUCUCUUUCAACUUCCUGCACUUAACAAUAUUAAAUAGAAACGUUUGUCUCCACUGAGACGAUGAGAUGUAUGAGACGCACAGUUUUGGAUAAUGUGAGAAAAUGACAUAUAAGUAAGCUUUGGUCACCGUGUGAUGUGAUCAGAAGCUUGAAAUUUAACACUUCUCACUUGGUUCUAGUACUGAAUGCCUGUCUGUUCUGUGUUAGAGAUACGAAAUGGUGUUUGAUACUCCUAAAGACAUUAUGGAGAGAAUUAUUUGUAAUAAAAGAUUUGCUGCAGUCUGAUAA